Purpureocillium lilacinum is the source of this 1704-nucleotide messenger RNA. RefSeq lists its product as uncharacterized. The record is from RefSeq and is a predicted model, not a curated record. Lineage: Eukaryota; Fungi; Ascomycota; Sordariomycetes; Hypocreales; Ophiocordycipitaceae. Gene Ontology annotation, molecular function: 1-alkyl-2-acetylglycerophosphocholine esterase activity.
AUGGUCGUCCCGGACCCCUCGGCGACGUCCAAGCUCGCCGCCUACCUGGCGCGAAUGAGCCCGGUGCCCGCCUUUCCUGAAUACACAGGCCCCUACAAGGUCGGAACCGUCGAUGUCGAGAUUCCCGUGUCCGAUCUGAACACCGCGAGCGCCGCCCCGGACGGCGCCGCCGACAUCCCAACGGUGCAGUUCCGCGUCUUCUAUCCAGCCGUGCCCGAAUCGGACGAGAAGCGCAUCAGCUGGCUCCCGAACCCCCAGCGCCACCAUGUCUCGGCAUAUACCAAGUUUGUCGGCGUUGGCUCGACCCUGGCCGAGUUUCUGUCCUUCCUGCCUCGGCAUCUCCAUUACACCUCGAUCCCCGUUCACAAAAAUGCCAAAUUGAGCAAGGCCGAGACGGCAGCCGGCCGGUGGCCGACAAUGAUCUUUUCACACGGGCUUGGUGGUGGCCGCAAUUCGUACUCUUACGUGGCGGGCUCCCUUGCUUCGCAUGGCAUCGUCGUUGUUUGUCCCGAGCACCGUGAUGGCAGCGCCGUCAUCAGCUUCAUCCGACAGCCCAACGAGUCUGGCCGCUACUUUUCGUCCAGUUCGAGGCGCGUUGUCCCAUACAACCGCAUUUCGCACGACGUUUCGCCCGAAGUCCACGAGGCUCGAGAGGCGCAGCUCCGCAUCCGCCUGUGGGAGAUGGGCCUGAUACACGACGCCCUGCUGGCCAUGGACAGCGACCGCUCCUUCACCAACCUGAACACGUCGACCCCGAGCCUCAAGCAGUUUGUGGGCCAAUUGGACGUGCAGGAGCCCGGGCGCAUCAUUUUUGGCGGACACAGCUUCGGCGCGACAACCACGGUUCAGUUCCUCAAGAGCACCUACUACGCCGACGUGCCAGAGGUGGCGGCAAUGGAGCGGCCCUUGUUUGUACCGAAGCCGGACAGCAGCAUUCGGAAACAGAUCACGGAGAAGACGGUCACGAUGCUCCUCGACAUGUGGUGCUUCCCGCUGAUUGCGCCCAAUUCUGCGCCGCUCUUCAACCUGCCGCUGCCCGUCUACGCCGACACUCCUUCGGCGCCGGGCGGCACUGCGUUGUUGGCCGUUGAGUCCGAGGCCUUUUACAAGUGGAAAGACCACCUGCAUGUCAAGGCGCGGCUGCUCUCGCCCGAUCCUUCGGCCAAGCUGGUGACGCCGCAAAUGUACGAGCGCCCAAGCGGCAUCAAGCUCCCAGAGCCCAACUUCUUCUACGUGGUCAACUCGGCCCACCUGAGCCAGUCAGACUUUGGCAUCCUCUUCCCCUGGCUUACCAAGAAGAUCUUUGACGCCGAGCAGCCGGAGCGGGCCCUGCGACUGAACCUCCGCGCCCAGCUGCAGCUCUUCCGCGCCAACGGCAUCCCCGUUGGGCGUACUUAUGCUGGCGACCUCGUCGACGGCGCGCAUGUUGACAAGCUUGAUGCGCCGAAGAAGGACGGAGGAGUUCCUGCCUCCAACGACGGCGUCAACGAUGACAAGGCCAUCUUCGAUCGGAGUGGGAACGAUGUCGUCGGUCACUGGAAGUGGAUCGACUUGAUCGGCCUCGGCGAGGCAGGUGAGUCGGAGACGGGCAAAUCCGCAAGCGAGAAGGUCGAAGAGGGCGAGUCGAAGAUGAAGGGUGAACUGGAACCCAGCGAGCAGAGUCCUGCGCCCGUUGCGGCCACCCUGAGCGCGGGCGCCGCCUAA